Limanda limanda (common dab) is the source of this 2175-nucleotide messenger RNA. It is a transcript of the gene mtfmt, whose product is annotated as mitochondrial methionyl-tRNA formyltransferase. Gene Ontology annotation, molecular function: methionyl-tRNA formyltransferase activity. Gene Ontology annotation, cellular component: mitochondrion. The record is from RefSeq and is a predicted model, not a curated record. Bases 134 to 1264 code for a protein of 376 amino acids. Gene Ontology annotation, biological process: biosynthetic process; conversion of methionyl-tRNA to N-formyl-methionyl-tRNA. The transcript has 9 exons. NCBI's taxonomy places the organism in Eukaryota, Metazoa, Chordata, Actinopteri, Pleuronectiformes, Pleuronectidae.
UGGAAAACAUGGCAGCGCCCGAUGUGGACACACUUAGGGCAAAUCCACUUCUGCUACCGAACCUUCCUCGGUGUCAUCAAUGACUUUUUGGACUCAUGAUGUUUUAUGAACGGAAGCAGCAGCUGGUGUGAGCAUGUGGCCGAACAGCAGAAGAACAGGAGCGGUCCUGAAGAUCCUCCAUCUCUGCUGUGCACCCACCGGGUUGAGAGGAGGAGUUGAGGGGAGGCAGCGGAGGGUCUACAGAUGUAUGUCAACAUCAGGACCUCCGUGGAAACUCCUGUUCUUUGGUUCUGAUCACUUUGCUUUGGAGUCUCUGAAACUCCUCACAGCCAGCAGGAGCUCAAGUGAAAAUAUAGUGGAGUCCCUUGAGGUUGUCACUCUGUCUGGUGAUGUCCCAGUGACAAGGUUUGCUCAACAGAACCACCUCCAGGUCCACAGAUGGCCCCCGGAGAAUGUGGACGGACGGUUUGAUGUUGGGGUGGUGGUGUCUUUCGGCUGUUUACUCAACGAGAAGCUCAUCAACAAGUUUCCACAUGGGAUUCUGAACGUUCACCCCAGCCUACUGCCCCGGUGGCGAGGUCCAGCACCCGUCUUCCACACCAUUUUGCAUGGUGACACUGUGACUGGAGUCACCGUCAUGCAGAUCCGCCCUCACAGGUUUGAUGUGGGACCCAUUCUAAACCAGGAGCUCCAUCAGGUCCCUGAAAACUGCACUGCUGAGGAGCUUGGAGCUGUCCUAGCUGAAAAGGGAGCCCAUCUGCUCAUCGAUACGUUGAUGACACUCUCUGAGAGAAUGGCACAUAAAACGGAACAAAGCCAGACAGGUGCAACUUUUGCCCCAAAAGUCAGUGGCUCUAUGAGCUGGAUGGUGUGGGAGGAACAGACGUGUGACCAAAUCGACCGUCUGUAUCGUGCAAUCGGAUCACGAAUUCCAUUGAGGACCAUGUGGAUGGGCAGGACAAUAAAACUUCUUGAAUUUGUAGGAAAAUGUCACAUUUCAUUAUCAGAUCAAAAGAGGAAACCAGUUCCCGGCUCAGUGACGUAUCAGAGGGAGUCCAAUACUUUAGCUGUCUGCUGUAAGGACGGCUGGGUGGGUUUCAAGGCAGUGCUCCUGAAAAAAAGACUGACAGCAGCUGACUUCUACAAUGGCUACCUGCAUCAGACUGUGCAGCAGAAGACACCGUGUCCGACAGCUCAAGGACUGUUUCUUAGUAGAAAGGGUGGAACUGCAGCACAGCCGAUGAGAGAAAACUCAGUGUUGUGAUGUUUAUUCUAGGACGUGAACACUGCAGACAAGACAUCACCUAAUGGAAUCUACUGUCGUGAAGUUGUUACUCUUGUCUGUUUUAAGACAUCUGCAUCUACAGUACGUUUACUGUAUUAAUAAACUCUAUACUUGCAAUAAAUGCAUAUGCUGUUGAUUGACAGAUGCAAGGAACAAUCGUGAAAACUGAUUUUUUUAAAUUUCUCCAUUAAUUGAAGUAUACUUUUUCUAUAGGUUGCAGGUUGUCAUUAUUGUGUGACGUUUGAUUCACUAGUCUUGUCUAUAAUGUUAAUUUAAGCAAUGUUAGUAAGAUUUACACAUGGUAACGUGCUGUAUUUACAAUGACAUGGCUCCCGUACCAGUGACAAAGGAGCACGGCUGUACACAUGACUCUGCAAGGCUCUACACAAACUACUGCUCACAGUUGAUUCACUGACAAUGUUCCGAUGGUGGCUGGGUCUUUGUCAGCUGUCCUUGGAUGUUCAGCAGAGAGUUAGUGGAGUUGGUUUGCAGGAGUUUGGGGUCAUACCAUAUCACAAACCCCUGGAAAAUACAGCAUCAUCCUGUGGUGUGGGGGUUACGGAACAUGUGGAUUUUUUUUAUAUUUAGUCUGGUAGAGCAAAAAUCCUUCUUUCUAUAUACAGACGUACACAUGAAAGGUUAAUAUUUCAGGCACAGUAACAGUGUGGCUCCAGACUCAAAUCACUCAACAACUACUGCCUUUUUGUUCAGUGUUGUAGAGGUUGGUUUCAUGAUGCUGUAGGGAGCAACAGGAGGGUUUGUUUUUGAGUUUAUGUCCACAACUCCAGAUCCCAUUUCGUGGAGUUCUGGUCAUGUCUGAAAACAUCUGUUGUAUUCUGAUGCUUAAUAUGCUGCUUCUAAGAGGACAAAUUAAAUUGUACUUAAUUCGA